AUAUUUUUGCUCUCUCCGUCAUUGAUAACUGCGCGGUACUCAAUGCUCUCCGCGUGCCAUCUCGCAUUCAUUUUGGUUUAAAAGAGUGUUAUGUGAAGUGAACGACGCCUCCUGACAGUGUCUUGGGCUCAGCAUCCUGCUGUCUUAAAGUAAGUACGGGUCAUCUCAAAUAUCAAACUUCGGCCACAUCCCGAUCCGCCAGCGUCGCACCGUGACAUCGGCCGAUAGCUCCUUCAACAUUGCACAAUGGCAGCAGAUGAGAGUGGCUGGAAACCGCUGCACAGAUGCGCAUACAUGAACGACAUCAACGGUGUCGUGCAACUACUGCAAAGAGACCCGUCGUUGGCCAGAGAAGGGGAUGACAACGAAUUAACACCGUUGGCUAUUGCGGCGUACAAUGGUCACAUGGAGAUUAUGAAAGAGCUCCUGCCCCAUUCAGACGUGAACGCGAAAGACUCGAACCAUCGAACUGCGCUGCAUUGGGCGGCAUUUAUGGACAAACCUGGAGCAGUCCAAUGGCUACUCAACGUACCAGAAAUCGACGUCAACAUUCAAGCAAAGAACGGCUUGACAGCAUUGCACAUGGGAGUUGCCAGCAAUGCUAAGGAGGUCGUUGAGUCGCUCAUCAAGAAAGAAGGUAUCAAGCUGAACGUUGGCGAUGAAAAUAAGCUGACACCCCUGCACUGGGGAGGGAUUCGUGGGUUCACGGAGGUUGUCGGCCUACUUAAGGACGCAGAUCAGAACGCACCGGACAAAAUAGGGAAGACUCCGCUGCAGUGGGCUGCCACAAACGGACACACUGAAGUAAUAAAGAAAAUGAAAGAAGUUGAGAGCACAAACGUGGAUGCCCUGGACGAGAAGAAUCGCACGGCGUUGUACUGGGCAGCGUACAAUGGAAACACGGAGUCCGUGAAAGCGCUUCUCGAGGCUGGUGCAAACAUAAACGCUCGAGACAACAAAGGUUUAACAGCCUUGCACGUAGCCGCGACGAAUGAACACAAGGCUAUUGUGGAGUUACUCAUAGAGCAUAAAGUCGACGUGAAUGUUCAAGAUGAAUUCAAGAGGAUAGCUCUCCACUGGUGCUCCUAUAUGGCUUACCCAGACAUCGUGAAGUUACUUCUCGAUGCGGGAUCUGACGUUAACGUUCAAGACAAAGAUGGCUACACGCCGCUGCACUGGGCGACUAUGGCUGGCGACGAAGUGAUUGUUAAGUAUCUCCUUGACAAGAACUCAAACGUCGACCUCAAGGACAAACGAAAUCGUACGGCGAGGGAUCUAGCAUUUUCGCUCGAUUACCAGCGUAUAGCCGAAUCCAUCGACAAUUACGGGGCUAGUACCUCUGGUGCUGCUGGAUGUUCCACUGGUGGUAACGAAAUUGAGAUGGAUUGAGGAGAUGUCCCAGCCGCUUUUUGGCGCUGCCAUUGCACUCUUCUGCUCUGCCAUCAGAUUUCCUGGACGGUGUCUUAUAGUUGCGACGUCAUCGUACCAUAUGUACAUCUAAGAUAUACAGCCACAUUUAGUCAAAAUUAUACAAGCUGCAGCACGGUUUCUCAUGCGGUUGCCUCACCCUGGCUGUAUAUGAAAACGAAAGAAAGACUUGACCGACAUCAUUGGUAGCUGGUCAAAUACAGUGAAGCCUCGUUAAUAUGACCCCCGUUAAUGUGAUAUAACCGCUUUAUGACCGUUUUCUCUGGAACCGUCCCGCGGCCAUGUAAAUCCCUUUGGUUAAUAUGACAAUCCGUUUAUCGGACAAUGACCAAUUUUUGAGAAGCGAACUCUGAAAUGUGCCAAGUAAGUCACUUUUUUACCCCACCAACAUGAAGAACGUGCCGAAUUUACUCAAAGUCGUGAUAAUUGACAGUGAUACUCAGGAUACAUCCAAUCGGGAAAAAUAGCCGAACAUCAUGCUUCUCGGAGCACUCGAGUAUGAGGCGCGAGGAGUUUUUGAGCGCAAUCGCUCUCAGUCCGACGAAACGAGGUUGGAAACCCAGCCCGUAGUAGAAAAAGUGGCAGUACCUGAAAUUGGAAGAGCGAAGGUAUGGUCACAGCCGAAGCCGGACGGGAUAAGCUAUGUUUGUGUUAUCUCUUUCUACCAUGCCGGUGUGGGCUGGGUUUGCAACCUCCUUUCGAACUGACAAUGAUUUCGCUGAAAAAUUCGUCGCGCGCAAUCCUCUGCGAGCUCCGUAGAGCAUGAUUUUCAGCUAUUUUUUCCGAUACGAUAGCUCCUCAAUAUGCCUGUCAAUUAUCAUUAAUUUGAGUAAAUUCGGCACGCUCUUCACAUUGGUGGGGAAAAAAGUGACAUUUACUUGGAAAAUUUGAGAGUUCACUUCGCAAAAAAUUACAUAAUUAAACUUCGGUUACAUGACAUGCACAUGAGGAUGUGGCAAAAAUUAGUAAGAAUAAACAUCGUUGACCUCAUGA
Ornithodoros turicata is the source of this 2421-nucleotide messenger RNA. RefSeq names its product serine/threonine-protein phosphatase 6 regulatory ankyrin repeat subunit B-like. The record is from RefSeq and is a predicted model, not a curated record. Bases 247 to 1389 code for a protein of 380 amino acids. Gene Ontology annotation, molecular function: protein binding. The transcript has 2 exons. Lineage: Eukaryota; Metazoa; Arthropoda; Arachnida; Ixodida; Argasidae.